GGCCUCCAUAUCAGUAGGUGUUGAGUUUGUGAACUCUUUGGCUCUCCACAUUGCUGCUCCUUUUCUCUCCUUCGUGUCUCCUUCUCUCUCAUUUCCUGCAGCUUCAAAGAAAAAACACCUGCAAGACCUGGAACAUGGCCACCCCUCCAGCUUACGCUGAUCUUGGCAAAGCGGCGAAGGAUGUAUUUAAUAAGGGAUACGGGUUUGGGUUGGUGAAGCUCGAUCUGAAAACCAAGUCAACCAAUGGAGUGGAGUUUAAGACGUGCGGCUCGUCCAACAUCGACACGGGAAAAGUGAGCGCUAAUCUGGAGACCAAGUACAAAUGGGAUGAGUACGGAGUGACCUUCACUGAGAAAUGGAGCACAGACAACACACUCGGGACUGAGAUCAGUGUGGAGGACCAGAUCACUAAAGGACUGAAGGUGAAGUUUGACACGUCGUUCUCUCCGAACACAGGGAAGAAGAGUGGGAGAGUGCAGACGGCGUAUAAGUGCGAGUACGUGAACGUGGGCUGUGACGUGGAUUUUGAUUUCUCCGGCCCGCUGGUUCACGCCGCCGCCGUUCUGGGCUACGACUCGUGGCUCGCCGGCUUCCAGACCAGCUUCGACCCGGCCAAGUCCAAAACCACCCGCAACAACAUCGCCAUCGGGUACCGGGCUCGAGACUUCCAACUGCUCACACACGUGAAUGAUGGAUCUGAGUUUGGAGGUUCUGUGUAUCAGAAGUUAAAUGAUAAUCUGGAGACGGCAGUGAAUUUGUCCUGGACGGUCGGCAACAACAACACACGCUUCGGUAUCGCUGCUAAAUACACACUCGACUCCAACUCCUCUGUAAACGUUAAGGUGAAUAACUCCAGUCUGGUUGGAGUGGGUUACACACAGACCCUCAGACCAGGGGUGAAGUUGAUCCUCUCUGCACUGAUCGAUGGCAAAAACAUCAACGCUGGAGGUCAUAAACUCGGCCUGGGGUUUGAACUGGAGGCUUAAACAUCCUCCCAGUGUGUGGGACACACACACACACACCUGUUACAUAUGCUUCAUCAUUCCUCUGGAUCUCAGCACUUUAGUUAGCACUCUAUAUUUAUUUGUCACACACACACACAUUUUUUUUCAUUUAUAUAUGUUCCUGAAUAUUUAUGAUCUGCUCAGUGUGUUGAAGGUGAAUUAGUGUUAAGAGUGAUUACAGAAUGUAACCCUAAUGAGACAAACACGCUGCUGCCCGUCACUAGGGGGCGCUGAUGAGCUGCAUUAGAACACCUCUAGUAUGGAGAAUUGGAUGAGCACUCUGCUCACGAGCUGUAGAGCUCCUGUAGAAACCUCAUUAAAGCUGGUAUUCUGCUA
Messenger RNA from Silurus meridionalis, 1340 nucleotides. RefSeq names its product voltage-dependent anion-selective channel protein 2-like. Gene Ontology annotation, biological process: monoatomic anion transmembrane transport. Gene Ontology annotation, cellular component: mitochondrial outer membrane. The coding region runs from base 135 to 986 and encodes 283 amino acids. Lineage: Eukaryota; Metazoa; Chordata; Actinopteri; Siluriformes; Siluridae. Gene Ontology annotation, molecular function: voltage-gated monoatomic anion channel activity. The transcript has 9 exons. The record is from RefSeq and is a predicted model, not a curated record.